Molecule: messenger RNA, 267 nt
Organism: Perkinsus marinus ATCC 50983
Lineage: Eukaryota; Perkinsozoa; Perkinsida; Perkinsidae
Exons: 3
Source: RefSeq, a predicted model, not a curated record
AUGAUUGAAUGUAGACGGCCGUCGAAGGACAAUUGUUGUGAUGAUGAUGAAGUUGGCGCUUUGGAUGCUGAGGAUUAUGCGGAGGAAAAGAGGCAUUUUGAUGAGGUCGUUUGGAGCUUCGAAACAUAUACGGAAGAUUUCCGCGUUGAAUUAGAAACUUUGCAGACUAGUCUGCUGUCACUAACUCCCGAGGAGCUGGAACUGUGGGGUGGCAACCCGGAAGAGUACAUGGGAAAGAUUCGUGAACGGAUGGCUGUGAAUCAACGG